Thamnophis sirtalis is the source of this 1279-nucleotide messenger RNA. RefSeq names its product serine protease 27. The record is from RefSeq and is a predicted model, not a curated record. Gene Ontology annotation, molecular function: serine-type endopeptidase activity. Gene Ontology annotation, biological process: proteolysis. Lineage: Eukaryota; Metazoa; Chordata; Lepidosauria; Squamata; Natricidae.
UUCUUUUUGCUUCGACUGCUUAACUUUUUCCUUCUUUCAUUAUUUGACUUAAAUCAAAAUAGAUUCAUUAAACAAAGAUGGUGAGAUUUCUUGGGAUUGAAAGUCUGACUCUUCUCUCUCUUCUGAUGGGCAUUACAGAGGCCCAGCCACCUUCAGCUUGUGGCCGAUUUAUCCCCUCUUCCCGAAUAGUAGGAGGUUCAGUCGCUGAAGUGGGUUCAUGGCCAUGGCAGGCCAGCGUACAGAUAUUAGAGUCACAUCACUGUGGGGGAACCCUCAUUGCCUCACGCUGGGUUCUCUCAGCAGCACAUUGCUUUGCCAGUCUCUCAGAUCCCUCUUUAUUUGCCAUUCUUUUGGGAUCCUACAAUCUCUCCAAUCCUGGACUAGAGUCGGUACUAGUAAAGGUGAAGCAAAUUAUCAUACACUCCAACUACACUGAGCUCAUAAAAGGCCAAGAUAUUGCGCUAAUAGAACUUGAAACCCCUGUGAAUUUCACCCAGCAUAUCCAGCCUGCCUGUUUACCAGGAUCUUCCAUUGUCUUCCCUCCCAGAUUGGGUUGUUGGGUUGCAGGCUGGGGGAACAUUGGACCACAAGUCCCACUUCCUGAACCUGAGCUUUUGCAGGAAGUGCUUCUUCCCCUUAUUGACAGGGCUACCUGUGAGACUCUUUACAGUGACUACAAAAAGCCUGGGAUAGUGGAAGUAAUAAAAGAUGACAUGAUAUGUGCAGGCUACAUGGAAGGAGGGAAGGAUGCUUGCCAGGGGGAUUCAGGGGGACCAUUGCUUUGUCCAUGGAAUGGAGAUUGGGUUUUGGCUGGUGUAGUGAGCUGGGGAGAUGUUUGUGCUGCCCCCAAACGUCCUGGUAUUUAUAUUCGGAUUAGUGCCCACACCAGCUGGAUUUUGAGACAUGCUCCAGAAGUAAAAUCUAGUUUCAUUAAUGCCCUAAACCUAACUACCCCUUGCAAUGGAUGUUCCUUGGUUGCUUUUGCUAAUAUAGCUAUGCUUCUUUCAUUAAUUAACAAUAUUAUAGCUAUUAUUUUUAUAUAUUAACAAAACUUGGUAGAACAUGUCUGAAUUUGUCUAGAUUGCAUGCUGUAGUUUGUGGGAACUGACCUUUGUCAAAUCUGUAUGACUGCUUGAAGUGGGGAAAAAAAUGAAGCUUUGAUUUUGGGUUUUACCAAUUAGAUCGAUAGAUUCUUUAUAGAAACGGCUAGUUUAUAUUAUUAUAAAAAAGUUAUGGCUUGAUGUUAAUGCCUUAUUUUACUGCAACAGAGAGAAUCAGA